Messenger RNA from Haemorhous mexicanus (house finch), 3948 nucleotides. It is a transcript of the gene TANGO2, whose product is annotated as transport and golgi organization 2 homolog. Gene Ontology annotation, biological process: Golgi organization; protein secretion. The transcript is spliced from 10 exons. Gene Ontology annotation, cellular component: Golgi apparatus. The record is from RefSeq and is a predicted model, not a curated record. NCBI's taxonomy places the organism in Eukaryota, Metazoa, Chordata, Aves, Passeriformes, Fringillidae. Bases 393 to 1223 code for a protein of 276 amino acids.
GCUGUCACCUCCCUGCACGGGAACGCGCCCCCGCCCCGCUGCGCCUCUGGAGGGUUUCUGCGCUCGGGAAUAAACGGCGCCUUGCACAGCUGUUCGCCCGGGGGUGGCGGGCCCAGCUGGUGGCUGACAUGCUGUGGCAGAGGGCCCGUCAGGUGCAGCCAGCCAGGCUCAGGGCUCAGUGACUUUGGGGCCUUCCUGGAAGCAGAGUCUCAGCUGAAGGAGGUCAGGGGAGCAGCAUCCCUCAGAGGGGCCUUGUUCUGAGGGGUCAGAAGCUGCAUCCAAACCCACUAAGAUUGUCAGCAGCCUGGGAGUAUCUGUCCUCAGAGGCUGUUACAGAAUGACCUUGCAUUGAGCCUUUGUGGAAGAAACAAGAUUUAAACAUCAGUUCUUCAAUGUGCAUCCUUCUAUUCAAAUUUGACCCACGGCCAGUUUCAAAAAAUGCAUACAGGCUUAUUCUAGCAGCUAAUAGGGAUGAAUUUUACCACAGACCAUCCAAAUCGGCCGAGUUUUGGGACAGCAGCAAUGAGAUCCUUAGUGGUCUGGAUAUGGAGGAGGGAAAAGAAGGAGGGACAUGGCUGGGAAUCAGUAAGAAAGGCAAGAUGGCAGCCCUGACAAACUAUAUGCAGCCAAAGAUUGAUAAAAAUGCAAAAGGAAGAGGUGCUCUUGUAACAAACUUCUUGACUGCAGAUCUGGACAGCUACUCUUACUUGAAGAAAGUUUCAGUAGAGGGACAUCUUUACAAUGGAUUUAAUUUAUUAGCAGCUGACUUGAAUACCACCAAAGGAGAUGUAAUUUGCUACUAUGGAAACAGAGGAGAACCAGAACCUGUUUUCCUAAAUGCUGGAAUAUAUGGAUUGAGUAAUUCUUUGUUGGAUACACCAUGGAAGAAACUUCAGUAUGGGAAGCAGCUUUUCACAGAAGUGGUCAAGAGAAGUCAAGACCUUACCAAAGAAGACUUGGUGAAGGAGCUCCUUACAGUGAUGAAUAAUCAAGAGCCUCAGUUACCAGACCCUGCAAUUGAAGACCAAGGGAAGGACUACAUCCGCCCCAUCCUGGACAAGUACGCGGCUUUGUGCGUUCGCUGCCCGGGUUAUGGAACAAGGACGAACACGGUGGUGCUCAUCGAUUCCGAGGGGUGCGUUACUUUCACCGAGCGCAACAUGAUCAAUGCCGAUGUCAACCAGUGGCAAACAAGAACCUAUGAAUUCAAACUGCACAGUUAACAACUUUCCACACGAGUGGUUUGUAAUAAUAGCAAUGAGACAACAAGCCAUUAAGCUCUAGUAAAUGUUUUGUGCCAGCCUCCACAAACUAAAAAUAGCAAGGAAAGCAAAAGUUUCAAUAAACUGGUAUCAUACCCUAUCAAACUCACAAAUGCUUUGGAUAAAGCCAGAUGAAGAUGCUUUUUUUUUUACAGGAAGUAGCAACUUAUAAUCAGAAAUAUUUUAUUUAAUACCACCCUGCUUUCAGGGCAAGGCCAUCUUUGUCCAAGACAAAGUCAUUGCUUUUUUUGUAGGUGUGGAUUUUUUAAAAGAUGUUAUUAGUGGACAUAAACUUGUUUUUAGUUCUAAUGGUGAGGAAAUAUUUGCUGCUUUUAUUGUUCUCAAUGAAAGUUUUACUAAACUUUGCUUUACCUUCAACAUAUGCUGUUAAGAUUGUACAGUUGAUGCCAAUGUGCAUUAAAUGAAUGUAUGUUAUCCUGGUAGUAUUAAGUGCUUUAGUCUCAUUUAAGCUUUUCAGUGCCAUGGUGCAAUGUUCUGCCUGGCGAGGGCAGAGAGGGGGGAUUCUUUACAUUUGUUUUUCUAUAGAUAGUACAGCAAUAGAUCUUAUUUCUAGAACUUGAUCUGAGAAUCAAGGUAGGGAAUUUAGUUCAGUCUCUGUUCACUUUUCUUGAAAGAACCAUGGGAGCAGACUUGCUUAUCUUUGACCUGAAUAAAAUUGUUUAUGCUGUGACAUCCUGUUUCCUGAUAGUCUAAUUAGCAGUAUUGUUUUUAUUAUUUUCUUCUCCAGUAAGCAGGUAAGGAAUAGGUACCUGUUUGCAAACAGAAGCUGAAGAUGAGGUUUUCAUGUAUUGCCUGUUUUGUGCAUAUAAAAUUUUGGAUUCAUUUCUUUAUUGGUAGAAUGUGUUACAGCCUGGAGUGGAUUCCAUCUCAUGGAUUAUUAGUAGAAAUAGCUAUGUGUUGUAAGGUGACACUGUUGCAGUCUUAUAUUGCUGAAAAAGUUGAAUAUUAAGGGGUACUUCCUAUGUUCUAACACCUGUGAAUUAAAAAGCUAUUUAAAUGCAUGCUUUUUUCAAUUAUUCAGUGCCACUGUGGGUAAUGGAAGAUUCUAGCUAAUAUCAGGAUAUUUGAAAAUCCUAAACUAUUUUUGUUUCUAUUGGUGUUCUGUUUUGAUUUUUUUGAAUACUGAAUAUUAGGUUAGUAAUGGAUCACCACUAUUUUUUUCCUUUAGGUAUGCUGACUGUAUUUUCACAAGCCUCUGAUUUUAAUUAAUUACUGCAAAGUAGUCAGAUUUUUGAUACUCUUUGGAAGAUGUGCAGCUGUGUUUCUGUACUCAGGCUGGUGUAUUUUGGCAUUCUCACGUGUGUGUGUAAUGGGGGCAGCAGUAAAUGAGAUUUUCCAUUGAGGUGAAGUACUGUGAAAGGCCAUUCCCAGAUUUGUAUUUGUCAGGAAAUGCUAAAGCAGCAUUUAGUCAAAUCUCUUUUUAUAUUUGCAUAUUUAAAUAGCUUCUAGAUACCAGGGCUGCUUACAUGACUAGUCACAGGUUGUGGAUUCAGUUCUGUAUAAAUGACUUUUUGACCACCUUGAUUGCAAGACAAUCAACCCAAUUGUGUUGGGUUGUACAUGGUUUGGAACUCAAAGCCUUCCAGACUGUCCUUCUAGCUGCAGGAAAUGGUCAGCCCUUUGUAAUUUUUGGAUGACUUCUUAAACCCUAUAUUUUUAUGGCUAAAAAUGUUAACUGUUAUUUUUAGAUGCAAAGUAGCUAAAGCUGUCUUAAAUUUGAGUUUACACAUGCAUAUCUAGAAACAAAGCCCUGCCUCAAUAGCUUGCUCUGAGAGUUUGCAAAGCAAACUAUUUUAUAUCCACUUACAAACAGUGGGUAUUUCAACAUGACAUUCUCUUUGAAGACAUCAGAAAGGCAAGCAAAAUGCAUGCAGUAUCAUGCUAAAAGCAUUUGUAAACUUCAGUCUUUAUAGCAAUCCUGUAAUAAUGAAAAUUUAUUCUUAGUUUUUACAUAUAGGCAAAGAAGGGUGAGUCAGACCUUAGAUGUAAAUAUGGAUUAUAAUCAUGUAUUUUGAUAUGCUUGAAUCAAAAUUCUGAAUCUGGGAUUUGCUUUUUCUGACAAUUAAAAUAAACAGGAAAGAGCCCAAACUUUGGAUGUUGUUUUUUAUCUCAUCAGAAUAGUUAAUAAAGUAAGGUUUUUUAGCUUUUUUGGAGGCUUUUGUAAGAGGUGUGUCAUUGGCUUCAGUGGAAACAGGAUCAGGACUGCUGUGCAGAUAUCAGCAAGUGGUGCUUGUCCAUACAAGUGAUAAGGUAUUUGUGAAGUACAUGAUCUACUCUGUGCCAAUUAGAGUUGCAAUGAAUCCACUGGAAAAAGGAUACUGUACCUACAGUUAACAAAGAAAGUGUUUUAUUUUUAUAGAAGUAUUUUUAAUAAUAAAAGGGAAUUUUAAAUACCAGUUUUAAAGGAUAUAAAGGAGAAAGGUGUAUAUAGAAAACUACUGCAUGGCAUUUUUAUUAAGUUUGCUUAUACGUGUCAUCUCUUCAAAGUCAUACAUUUGCAAGAGAUUUUUGUUUCCUGAUUUUUUUUCUAUUGGAAUGGUAGUAGAAGAAAUUUUAAAAUGUGUAAAACCUCAGCUAUGUUUUUUUGCUUAAAAUUGUGUCAUAAAUGUUGUUUACGUGUGUAUUCAAAACUAGAAUCAGAAUAAAGUCAAGCUGGUGACCAGUC